This is a messenger RNA of Stereum hirsutum FP-91666 SS1, 828 nucleotides long. RefSeq names its product ER-to-golgi vesicle protein transport Sft2. Gene Ontology annotation, biological process: vesicle-mediated transport. The transcript has 6 exons. The coding region runs from base 1 to 633 and encodes 210 amino acids. Lineage: Eukaryota; Fungi; Basidiomycota; Agaricomycetes; Russulales; Stereaceae. Gene Ontology annotation, cellular component: membrane. The record is from RefSeq and is a predicted model, not a curated record.
AUGGCACCCCAACCAAGUACAGAGCAGAAUUUCCGCUCUAAUCUCUCUCAAUUCCGAUGGGCUCAAGGCAACAAUGACGAUUCACAACAAACUCAAGCCAGCCAACAGUCGAGUAACCCGUUCUCAAGGUUCUAUAACGCGGUCGGAGGCGCCUAUAUACCCUUACGCUCGACGGAUCGAUCGAAUGAGGAUGAGGCAUAUUUCGCGCUGUCGAGAUGGGAGAGACUGCUCGGGUUCCUGGGAUGUUUAGCAGGAGCUGCUGUUUGCUUUGCGGUUGCAUUCUUCACGCUACCAUUGCUGGCUCUUCGACCGGCCAAGUUUGCUCUAGCUUUUAGCUUGGGAAGUCUACUGGUCAUGUUCGGUUUCUCCGUACUAAUUGGACCAAUAAACCACGCAAAACACCUCAUCUCGAAAGAGCGACUGCCCUUCUCUAUUGCUUACCUCUCCAGUCUCGGUCUCACGCUAUAUUUCGCUCUCGGACCACAUUCCUACCUUGGCUCACUUCUAUGUGCAGUCGUCCAGGUGGUCGCACUGGUAUCAUAUAUCCUUGCAUAUUUUCCCGGAGGUAUCCAAACACUCCGUUUCGGUGGCCAGAUGGCUCUCAGAGGAGCAGGCAGUCUCCUUCCUGUCUGAUCAUGAUUCAUCCUCCUUGUGCGGCUCCUUGUCAAAUACUUACUUUUACAUACACUUACUAUAGCAUGCGGAUUCUUUUCUCUGAUUGUAUACGGUUAAUGGGGAUCAUCGUCAUCAAAAAUUGCUGCCUAAUGUCAGGAUGAUUCUCACCAGGUAUCACAAGUAGCAUUUUGCAAGAAAGCACUUUUGCAGAAC